CCAACCCAAAUGCGAUGGCCAGGGGUUCGGCGAGUUCCAAACUCAAGAUCGUGCGCCGAGGCAUCCGCGAGUUUCGCGCCGUCUUUGAUGUGGAACGACAGCCUUUUCUCGACGCUCGUUCGUUGCCGGUUUAUUUUCCCCUUUGUUUGAGGGGCUACUUUGACAUGUUAAAGCAUUUAUAGUCCUCUGUGACACUAACCGUAACUCAGAGAACCCUUGAUCCUUCAAUAGUUGCUCCGCCACGAUGGCCACGUCCCGCUACAAAGACAAGGAUGGCGGCGUCGUGCUCUCUUUCGGCGGGCAGUGGGUGAGCUGGUCACACACUGUUGUUGCUUACCUCGCUUUCCUCAGCGCCCUCAUCGUCGGCUCCGCGCUGCACUACCGCAAGAUCGUCCAGAAUGAGUGGUAUGGCUACCCGGACGAGUGGUUCCCGUCCGUCUCGGCUACGAUUGGCGACCGCUAUCCCGAGCGGUCCAUCUUCAUGAUCUUCAUUGCCAUCACUUCCGGGCCGCGAUUUGCGCUCGUCGGAUUGUUCUAUCUCCUUACCGCGAAGCCCGGCCACACCUUGCCGAAAGCAGUCGCCAUCUCCGGCCUCAUCCGGACACUGACAUGUGGCGGAUGGACAUACAUCACGUCGACCGACGACCACGACUGGCACGACAUUCUGAUGAUCUCCUACAUCGUCUUCACAAUCCCUUGGACGACCGGCUGCAUCGCGCUGAGCCCGCCGAAUGCCAGAGCUAUCAAAUACAGGAAAUAUCUGGCCAGCGCCUUCUUCGGCACCCUGGUGCCCUUGGUCUAUUUCUUCAUCCAGCACAAGGUCCACCGUGUAGCAGGAGCCUACACCAUCUAUGCGUUUUUCGAAUGGGCUCUCAUCCUCCUCGACGUCGCCUUUGAUGCGGUAACGGCUCUGGACUUUGACACGUUCGAGGUGGUUGUCAGGGACGUCAAGGGAGCGAGCAAGGGUGUCAACACGUCCUCGAUGCCCACUGCUGUGCUUGAAAAGGAGAAGGAGAAGGCUACUGCUGGCGUUUUCUCCGCUGGAUUCCGCUUGGGGGAGGCUCUCGACAUUGUGGCAGAUGUCUACCACGGCUUUGUAUUCUGGUCCAUCCUGACCAGCUUGGGUGUCGUCGUUUGGUACUUCCCGCUCUGGCACAUGGGCAUUUCGGGGUAUGAGGCGCUUGUCAUGUCCACCGUUACCCCGGCCCUUCUCGCCAUCAGACCGCUGCGCUUCCUGAUCGUCAAGAAUCAGCGCGUUACACAUCUUCUUUCGCUCGCUGGUUUGCUGGCGUAUCUGGUUGAGAACCCGGUCUAUCGACUCUUCACCGUCGGCUUUGGUGUUGGCAUGUCCUGCCUUGGCUGGGCCGCAACUCUGUACUCUGACUCGGUGCAGCCCGCAAGACUCGAGGCUCGCAUUCUGGCCUGGACUAUCGGUCUUCUCAUGUCAUCCGUUGCCAAAUUCGCUUGGUACACCAACAACCCAAUCUGGCCCAUCAUGCACGCCGCAAACGGCGGCUGGAACGGCACGGGGUUGGUUCUUGCCAUUCUUGCCGCCUUACGAUUCACCCGUCGCGCGCCUCUGCAGGGCGGCAACCCUGUUGAGGACAAGAGCGGGUCGGCUCUGCUCUCGGCCCUUGGCAUCGGCGGUCUGUUCUUUGCUUUGCAUUCGCUGCUUUCGGAUACCAGCACAAUGAUCCUCUGGGUCUGGGAUGGCUAUCCGAUCAGGGGCCCCGUUUCCAACGUUCACGCCUGGUACACCAUUGCUGCCAUGACGGCCGGCGUCGUGGCUGGCAUGUCUCGGCGCGCCCUUGUCACUACGUGGACUGCCUACGGUGUGGGCUGCUUGGGUGCUGCACUGCUCACCCUCUACCAUCGAUGGGUUGGCUACUACGGAGCCCUGGCUCUUGCCGCAUACUUGAUGGCCAUCUCGAUCCCUCUGAUCAGCAGCGCUUCCAAGAAAAACCCUGCCGUCACUUUCGGUCUUGGUUUCUUGAUCUACAACUUCUUGGUCCUCUUCCAUGUUUGGGUGGUGGCCUACGCUUUUGUGCCCGGCGGUCCACUCGUCCGCGAACACACCGACUGGAUCAUGAUCACCAUGAUGCUGCUGAUCGGCGCCGGCGUCUUCGACCUCAUCUCACAGCAAGCCAAGUCCGGCCGCAAGAUGGCUGACCGCCGCCGUGCCGCCAACAACAACCAUCGUAAGUACCACCUCGGCACGCUCGGCGUCCUCAACGUCCUCUUCCUCUGCGCCAACUUCCUCCGCUUCCCUACCAAUGACUACAAGCCGUACCACGCCAAUGACCGGCUCCUUACGGCGGGCAUCUGGACCAUCCACUUCUCGCUCGACAACGAUAUGUGGUCGUCCGAGUACCGCAUGCGCGACUUGAUCAAGGAGAUGGAGCUCGACGUGAUCGGCUUGCUCGAGUCGGACCUGCAGCGCAUCAUCAUGGGCAACCGCGACACGACCCAGUUCCUCGCCGAAGACCUGGGCAUGUACGUCGACUACGGCCCGGGCCCCAACAAGCACACCUGGGGCGCCGCGCUGCUGUCCAAGUUCCCCAUCCUCAACUCAACCCACCACCUGCUGCCCAGCCCCGUCGGCGAGCUCGCCCCGGCCAUCCACGCCACUCUCGACGUCUACGGCACCGCCGUCGACGUCUUCGUCUUCCACUCGGGCCAGGAAGAGGACCCGGAAGACCGCCGCCUCCAGUCCGAAUACCUCGCCAAGCUGAUGGGCUCGUCCCCGCGCCCGAGCAUUCUCCUGUCGUACCUCGUCACCAAGCCGCUCGAGGGCAACUACAACACGUACGUGUCCGACGCCAGCGGCAUGCACGACGUCGACGAGACUGACUGGGACCGCUGGUGCGAAUACAUCCUCUUCAAGGGCCUCCGCCGCACCGGGUAUGCGCGCGUCAGCCGGAGCACCAUUACCGAUACCGAGCUGCAGGUCGCCAAGUUUGUGGUGCCGGCGACUGAGGAGGACGCCGUCUCGGUGUGGACCGCGCCGAAGCAGCUGCGGGAUCGCCGCGUGCCGGAGCACGAGGUGCCGGAGGGGUGGCGGUUCCCUGGUCUGUUUCGGGGUGAGGGCGUCCGGGGGCAUCGGUAUCAUGUUUUUGAUGAGCCGAGGUAUUACCAGUUCUAAUCGGGGGUGAGUCAGGGAACUGGUGGAUGAGGGAGCUGAGGGACGGGCGGUGUUUAUGCUGUGGUAAUGGUGGAUGAUGACUCCGAUUGUACGUUGUUGACUUGAACAGGGAAUGAUCAGGAGCGAGUGUGCGGGUAAUUCAAACUGCCAUAACUAUCUGAGACUCCUACCAAUAGAGAUUUGGUUUAGAUUCUCGAUACACGU
Parathielavia appendiculata is the source of this 3346-nucleotide messenger RNA. RefSeq lists its product as uncharacterized. Gene Ontology annotation, cellular component: endoplasmic reticulum. The coding region runs from base 245 to 3142 and encodes 965 amino acids. The record is from RefSeq and is a predicted model, not a curated record. The transcript is spliced from 8 exons. Lineage: Eukaryota; Fungi; Ascomycota; Sordariomycetes; Sordariales; Chaetomiaceae. Gene Ontology annotation, biological process: GPI anchor biosynthetic process; fungal-type cell wall organization.